GAGAGACACAACAGUUCCGCCUCCUCUCUUUCGUAGCGACCCGAACCCUUGGAGGACUGCACAUUCAAUCGAAUUGCUUUUGGACCCAAUAAAAACAUUCUUUUGAUUUAGUUUUUAAGGCUGCCGAGCUUCCACAGAAGAACCAUGCCCUUCCCAUCAGUGGCUCUCCCCGUCUGACGAGGUGACCGAUGCAUACCAAGUAGUGCAGAGUCCGGGGAGAUCCCCCCGUGUUUUUCGGGUUUAGCAUGAGCAUGGAAGAUUAUGACUACCUGUUCAAGAUAGUUCUAAUAGGAAAUGCUGGAGUCGGGAAGACAUGCCUCGUCCGGCGCUUUACUCAGGGCCUUUUCCCACCUGGACAAGGGGCUACUAUUGGAGUCGAUUUUAUGAUUAAAACUGUGGAAAUCAAAGGGGAGAAGGUCAAGCUGCAGAUAUGGGACACAGCUGGACAGGAGAGAUUCCGCUCCAUCACUCAGAGUUAUUACCGUAGUGCCAACGCCCUCAUUCUCACGUACGACAUUACCUGUGAGGACUCCUUCAGGUGCCUUCCAGAGUGGCUGAGGGAGAUUGAGCAGUAUGCCAACAACCAAGUGGUGACUAUAUUAGUCGGUAACAAAAUCGAUCUGGUGGAGAAGAGGGAGGUUCUCAGACAGAGGGCUGAAGACUUCGCCGAGGCGCAGAGCAUGUUGUAUCUGGAGACCUCGGCCAAGGAGUCCGACAACGUCGAGAAACUUUUUCUCAACCUGGCCUGCGAGCUCAUUCGAGAGGCCAAGCAGAACAAGCUGGAUAACAAUGAUACUGCCCCGAUGCCCGGCGAGGGUAAGACCAUCAGUUACUUGAGCUGCUGCAGCCUCAAUUAGAGAGAGAGCUCCGGCCUUCUGGCUGUGGAAUCUCAGUAGCCAUUGACUGUAGAGGGCAGGUGGCUGAGCCCCAAUGCCUCCGUCCCUCUAAGAUGACAUAAAGCCUCUUAGUUCUGUCAUUUCUUGUCCCAUGCCUUUUUUUAAUGCUGCACACGGGGGGUUAGUCAACUUAGGUUUGGCCUUCCAGGAGCAAACAUAUUUAGGAUGCUGCCAUUGUGGAGAAAAUUAUACUCAGUGCAACAGGACGUAAAGUAUGUCUGCCUGAUGCAUCCAGGAAUCGGAGUAGGGCUAAAUUUGGUCCUCUUCACGCUGAAAUGGCAGAACUCUCCCGUUUGGGCUUUAGGCUCCAUUUUCAUCAAGCGUCAAUGUUCACCAGCAGUGUUACGUGAGUGAAAAACCUCCACCAGGUAUUUUGUUACAGAUUCAAAAAAACUUCACGAUCAUUGGAGGUUAUCAGUAGUACAGCUGACAAUAUGUUUACAACACAGUAUGUUUUUAAAAUCACCAAGUCUGAUCAAGUGGCAAGAAAACUAUACAAUCGUUUCCCCUGAAAUCCAUUGCACAGUUGUAUUCAAUUAAUUUCCCCCACAACAGUUUCUUCUGAAAAUUGCAUAAAAUGUUAUUAACUUUUGUAAUCUCAUUUCUGUGUAGUUAUUUGCACCCGUCAGUACAAACUGUGAAAUAUAUGUUCCCCUUAGAUUUUUACUUGCUGCUAAAAUGUUUUUAUGUCAGAUAACACACGUAUAAAUACUACAUUGAAUCAGCGAUGACGUUGCUUUUUUUUCUUUGUAUACUUGCAGUGCUUAUAAUUAGUCAGUUUAUUUAGUUUGAAGCGAGUCUGAAAGUUUCAGUCACAUGUAGAAAUAAUGAACUGUUUAUCACUUUACAUUAUUUUAACCGUCAGCGUUUCCUUUUCCCCAUAGACAUGAAUAUCUUUGCCUUUGUUGUUGCUACCUAGCCAUGAAAAUGUAUGACUUCUUUUUUUUCUGAAGCCGUUUGUUUAUGUAGUUUUCUAUGACUUGUUGUAUUUCAUAUGCUUUUAUUGUGAAAUUCGAUUGUCCAAGAUUGAUGUUUUGCCAUAAUUUGUAGUGUCUGACUUUAUCUUUCAUAUAUUUGCCAUAACUGUAAUGUAUCGUAUUGCACAAUGCCAUUUACUGCACACUUAUUUUUAUUGUAACAUUUUGUCUUUUGUUGUACAGACUUGUAGUACAUCUUGGCACUUUGCUUUUUCUACUUAUUAUUUUCAGUAAUCUCUUUGUACAAUUGGCGAGCAUUUUGUUAUGCCUUUUACCUUAAACAUCAGCAGUUACCUACUGUUAAUUCCUUGCAUCUUCUUGUCAAACCAGUAUGGGAAAUACAAAGGAUUACACUGUUGGGAUAUUGUGCUUUUUUUCCCUUUAUGUGUACCAAAUAAUCCCUUAAAAUACUCUGUACAUUAACAUUAAAUACUUACACUACA
Molecule: messenger RNA, 2316 nt
Organism: Scophthalmus maximus (turbot)
Lineage: Eukaryota; Metazoa; Chordata; Actinopteri; Pleuronectiformes; Scophthalmidae
Gene: rab30
Product: RAB30, member RAS oncogene family
Exons: 6
Coding region: 246-857 (203 amino acids)
Biological process (GO): Rab protein signal transduction
Cellular component (GO): trans-Golgi network
Molecular function (GO): GTPase activity; GTP binding
Source: RefSeq, a predicted model, not a curated record